Messenger RNA from Closterium sp. Yama58-4, 5894 nucleotides. Lineage: Eukaryota; Viridiplantae; Streptophyta; Zygnematophyceae; Desmidiales; Closteriaceae. The record is from the annotation of a GenBank genome assembly.
UGGUUUCCCGAGCCACCACCGCCCUCACCAACUGCACGUUCCGCGGCAACAGGGCGGCCAACCAGGCAGGGGCGCUGCACUUCAUGCCGUACGGCCCGCUCACAGUCACCAACUGCUCCUUCCACAACAACUCGGUGCUGCUGGCUCAAGGCGGGGCCAUCAAUGUCUACCCGGGCAUGUCACCUGUGGACAUAACAAGCAGCCGGUUUGAGGGAAACACGGCGGGGCUAUCCCGGGGAGGUGCCAUCUACAGUGAGAGCACGGAGAUGCGCUUAACUGACGUGCUUUUCAAGGGGAAUGAGGCUGGCUUGCAAGGAGGGGCCGUCACAGCCUACGGGGCGGAAUCCGAAGGCAAGCCCGCCACAAUGACCUUCACCAGAUGCACCUUCCAGGGCAACCGGGCGGCGCUGGGGGGAGGUGCUAUCUACUCGGGGCUGAGUGUGGGCAUGCGCAUGGAGGGGAGUCAAGUCGAGGAGAACGAGAGUGCUGGCACGGGAGGGGGAAUACUCAUACAAGAGUUCUCCAGAUUGACUAUGGCGGAUUGUGACUGCAAGAACAACAGUGCAUCCACAGGGGGCGGCUGUCUCUCCCUGCUAGCCAACGCCACGGCCCGCCUCUCCUCCUCGCGCCUCCACCUCAAUCUCGCCACCAGCGAAGGCGGAGCCGCCCGCAUCAGCGGUGCAGCCACUCUCUCUCUGCUCUCCUGCAACGUCUCUCAGAACACCGCCCCCUGGGGAGGCGCCGUGUGGGUGGAAAUGGAGGCAAGGCUACAAGCGGAAAACAGCACAGUGUUUUCUGGUAACCGCGCGGACUAUAUGGGGGGCGUGGUCUACGCGACGCAUGUUUCCGUCGUGACUGUAUCGAAUAGUUCUUUUCUCGGGAAUAACGCGCUGCACGGCGGGGCGAUCGCGGCCGAAGCAGAGGCGAAUGUAUCGGCAGUUGAUUCGGCGUUUUCUGGGAAUGUGGUUUCGGCAGUGCUGCUGCAGGGGUUGGCAGGUGGGCGCUUCACCAGAUGUACCUUCACCAGGAACAGGAAUCCGGCGGGGACAGGUGGCGCGCUGCGAUUGGCCGACGGGGUCGCUGCGGUGGUGGAAGGGAGCAGGUUCGAGGGGAACGUGGCUGAGCUGGGCGGAGGCUUGGCGGUGGAUGGACAGGCUCGGUUGGUCCUAACCUCAGGUUCGGAAUUCAGUGGGAAUUCCGCGCAGGUGGGAGCAGGGGCGGCGUUUGUAGGGACGGCGGUUGUGAAUGUAUCCGGAUGUGCUUUUAAUGGGAACAAUGCGAGUGUGGCGGGAGGGGGGAUGGCUGUGUUAGAGCAGGCGUCAGGGGGGGUGGGAGGGAGCGAGUUUAGUGGAAACUAUGCGGUGCUGGGCGGUGCAGGGGUUGCGCUGUACCGGCAGGCAGCAGCCUUCUUUGAAGCCACCACCGCCCACCGCCAGCUGCGCUCACUGUGUGAGGGGUGUGCGUUCCGAGGGGUGGGGGACACGCAAGGCACCAUGCCCGCUGGCUUCUCCAUUAAGGAGGAGGAUUCCAGCAUGGUGAAUGCGAGGGGGGAGGCGUUUGUGGUGCGGGCAGCAGUGGGGGCGCGCAUAGAGGGGCUGCAGGUUCUCGUCCUGGAUGCACUCAACCAGAGCGUGGCUCAGGACAGCACGUGGCCGGGCAGGGAGGAGGAUUCAAGCAUGGUGAAUGCGAGGGGCGAAACCUUUGUGGUGCGGGCAGCGGUCGGGUCGCGCAUAGAGGGGCUGCAGGUUCUUGUCCUGGACGCCUUCAACCAGAGCGUGGCGCAGGACAGCACGUCGCUGGCUGCUGUCUCGCCUGACAGCCGGAUUAGUGGCGACCUGAGGGGUACUGCUGUGAAUGGAAUUAUUACCAUCCCUUCGAUUGGCAUCCAGGUGACACCAGAGGAAGCCCAGUCAUUCGAGGUCACUUUGACCCUUUCGUCGCCGUCUAACGCCUUUCCCCCCGUCACCCGCGCUUUCAACAUCUCCUUCUGCUCCGCGGGCGAGUUUCUCAACGCGACUUCGCUCACGUGCCAGGACUGUCUAGUUGGCCACUGGUGCGAAGCAGGGCAGCCCAUGCAGCCUUGCCCAGACGGAUUCUUCUCCUUCUACCCGCGAGCCACCACCCCUGCCGACUGCACGGCCUGUGAUGACGACAACCUCGACUGCACAGACGGCAUCCUCACCGUGGGGUACCAGAGCUGGCUGGACCUGCAGUCACUGAAUAGCACGCCCACCACGUACAGCUGUCUGGUGGCGGAUGGGUGUGUGGGGUAUGAGUACAACGAGCAGUGGGGGCAGACCACCCCGCAGGGCGUCAUGAUUCAAUGCCAGCAGGGCUACGACGAGAGCAUCCCCACGUGUGCGGGGUGUGUGGACGGCUAUUUCCUCGUGCUGCAGCAGUGCACUCAAUGCAGUAGCACCCUCACAAGGGUCUUCCCCCUGCUUCUCAUCCUGGUCAUCCUAGCAUGGAUGGGAAUGAACAUUCUUGCCGACACAUUCAGCAGCAUGGACAUUUUUCUGAACGACCUCCAGCUGCUAGUCAUGAUCGCCUCUUUCAACCUCAACUACCCCGACCGAUGGGUGCAAACUCUCGUCAAGAUCUACAACUUCGCGGUUUUUGACCCGGAUGCCAUCGGCCCGCAGUGCAUAUUCAACUACACAUUCGUCUCCAAGUUCUACCUGGGCAUCUUCAUCCCCGUUAUAGGCCUCUUCGUUUACGCGCUGCUGUACGCGCGGCACCGCUGGUGGGGCGGCACCACCUGGUCGCACAUCUACUCGUUCCGCCAGGGUCCCAACCCACAGGCGCGCCUCAUGCGCUCGGUCACAAGGCGAAGAGCUUAUAACGAGUAUGAGAACUCGAUUGUCCACGCAUCGCUGAAGUGGCUGGACAUCUGCUACGUCUCCGUCAUGGUCCGCGUGCUCUCUGUGUACAAGUCAAUGACAGUGGGGGACGCAGUGCUAAUGGCAGCAGCACCGCAGAUCCCAUGGUUCUCAUCGGCGCACAUCGGCAUGUUCACCGUCUCUCUGUUUGUCUCCAUCAUCUACCUGCUGGGCCUGCCGCUCUUCUUCGCCUUCCUGCUUCUCGACGCACACGCCUCCGACGCCCUCUCCUCCAACCUCUUCCGCCAGAGAUUCGGGUGGCUCACAGAGCAAUACAAGCGCGAGUUCUGGUGGUGGCAUCUGGUAACAAUGGUGCUGCGACUGGUUCAUGCGCUUGUGCUCGUGUUCCUGCAGCAAGACACUCGCGCGCAGAUCGUGAUAAUCCUCCUCCUACAAGCACUGCGGAUCGGCUCACAGUACAAGUCGUCCCCCCUCGCCUCGCUCUCCCUCGAUUACCUCCAGGCCUUCCUCUCCCUGGGUCACUUCUUUUUCACGCUCGGCCUGCUCUGCUUCAACUACAUCAAACCAGGCCGUCUUUGUCCUCCUUUCCCGACCCCCUUCCCCCUCUUCAACACCGUCCUUUCCCCUGCCUCCCUUCCUUCUAUUGACCCUCCCCACCCCCGCCGCCAGAUCGUGAUAAUCCUACUGCUCCAAGCACUGAGAAUCGGCUCACAGUACAAGUCGUCCCCCCUCGCCUCGCUCUCCCUCGAUUAUCUCCAGGCCUUCCUCUCCCUGGGCCACUUUUUCUUCACGCUCGGCCUGCUCUGCUUCAACUACAUCAAACUCCCCGCCUUCUCCCAGGCCGUCUUCGCCCUCUCCACCCUCCUCAUCCUCGCUCCCGCCGCCUUCUCCCUCGUCUUCGAAGCAAUCAACAAAGACCUCGAAAUUGUGAAUAGGCAGCUGUUGAGCCGAGUCUGGAAGGGCGAGCGGAGGAGAAACAAAGCUAAGUAUGAUAAAAUGGAUCCGUAUGACUUAGUCCCGCCGCAGGAGAUUUCCGCAUGGUUCCGCCCUCACGUCGUCUUCCCACUGCUCUUAGCUAAGCGCGCGCACGAGCGGAAACUUUUACUUAAAGUGCGCGACCGUGUGCAGACGUGUAAGCUGGCGGGAAUGGCGCCGGUCGAUUGGGUGAGUCAUCUGAACAAGCCGCAGUUAUACGCUGUGUUGAGUCAGGCUUUACUGGGGGCUAGUGCGGGGCAUAUCACGAUUGCUAGGAGGCAUGUGAGCUGGGCGUCAUAUGAUAGCAGCAGCAGGGACUUCGACGGCAGCGCCUCUGGCCGAAACGCCGCUGCUGCUGCUGCCGCCGCCGCCGCCGCCGCCGCCGCUGCUGGUGGUGGUGCCGGCGUGUCACCCAACAUGUCUCCCUUUGGACCAGCGUCCGGAGGCUUUUCUGGUGGCGGUGGCCUUGCUAUGUCUCCUCUCUCUGGCAUGUCGCCCAUACAUGGCAUGUCACCGCUGUCGGGAGGGAACACUGCUCUGCCUCCCAGUGCUGGUGGUGCUGGUGGUGCUGCUGCUGGUGCUGCUGGUGCUGGUGCUGCUGGUGGGUCCCCCAUACACGGGGUGUCUUCAUCGCCCUCGCUGGCGUUGCAUGGCAUGUCCCCGCUCGCACCAGCAGCAGCAGGAGCAGGAGGGUCAGGGGCAGGAGGGCCUAGCAUGUCGCCGCUUGCGCCAGCGGCAGCAGGAGGUCCGGGUGCGUCCCCUCUGUCUCGUGUGUCGGGUCCUGGAUUGGACGUGGAGGGAGGAGGAGGGGAGUCCCCCCUCUCAUGGGCGCUGCAAGCGUGCGGUGCUUCUACCGCCAUCCCCAGCGCUCCUCCCCUUACCCCACCCGCACACCCUCUGCAUCCUUUCUCCCAUUGCAGCGCCCAGGCGGAUCAGAUGCUGCUGAGGGAGAUGGUGCUUGAGGUGCGUCCACAAGCCCCUCACCUCCCGCAUUCCCCUCUAUGCACCCCCAUCUCCCCUUGCUCCUCUACCCCCUGCAGCGCGCAGGCGGAUCAGAUGCUGCUGAGGGAAGAUGGUGCUGGAGGUGCGGGUGGCAGCAUUAGAAGAAACCGGAGGGCUGGAGUGGUUCCAUGGCGUGCGAGAGUUGGUGCUGGCGGUGCGAGUGGCAGCAUUGGAAGAGACCGGCUGGACUGGUUCCGCGGUGUGAGGUGCUUCUACCGCAACCCUAAACUCUCCUCUCUCCCUUUCCCUAUCCACGCAACCCACACCACCUCUUCUCCUCUGCAGCGCCCAGGCGGAUCAGAUGCUGCUGAGGGAGCUGGUGCUGGCGGUGCGGGUGGCAGCCUUAGAGGAGGCCGGAGGGCUGGACUGGACUGGUUCCGUGGCGUGUGGUGCAGAGAAGUGCUUGCGCUCAUCCCUCCCAUCUCCCUCCCUCCUCUGUUUCCCCUUGUCGUAUGCAGCACCCAGGCAGAUCAGAUGCUUCUAAGGGAGCUGGUGCUGGCGGUGCAGGUCGCAGCGUUAGAAGAAGCCGGAGGGCUGGACUGGUUCCGCGGUGUGCGUGCCCAGGCGGAUCAGAUGUUGCUGAGGGAGCUGGUUUUGGCAGUGUGGGUGGCAGCCUUAGAAGAAGCCGGAGGGCUGGACUGGUUCCGCGGUGUGCGGUGCUUCUACCCACCACUCAUCCCUCAUCUCCCCCUUUUUUCCCAUUGCAGCGCCCAAGCGGAUCAGAUGUUGCUGAGGGAGCUGGUUUUGGCAGUGCGGGUGGCAGCGUUAGAAGAAGCCGGAGGGCUGGACUGGUUCCGUGGCGUGCGGUGCUUCUACCGCAACCGAUUCGCAUUUCUCAACAAGGGGGGGAGCAAGGGGAAGGGGGGGAAGGGCGGGGGAAAAGGCAAGGGAUUGGAGGGUGGAACGGGUGGAGGGGAGAAUGGUCGGGCUGGUGAGGGAAGCAGCCAGGGUAGGGGCCUUCUGGGUUGGUUUCAACGAGGCGAGAAGCAGACAGCUGCUGGUGGUGCUGCUGAUGGUGCUGAUGCUGAUGCUGCUCCUUCCUCCGGUGGCUAUGGCAGCAAGGGGAACCUGCUUUGA